CACGCAUCGAAGGCAGACGUACCAUUUUGAACACGUGUACACUUGUGUUUGAGCACGCGUGCGUUUUGGAAAUUUAGAUUCCAGAUUAUGCCUCUUGAAGACGAGAUCGUUCCACGAAGACGACUGACGAGCCGAGACGAGCCGAGACGAGCCGAGCCGAGCCGAGCCGAGCCGAGCCGAGCCGAGCCGAGCCGAGACGAGCCGAGACGAGCCGAGACGAGCCGAGACGAGCCGAGCCGAGCCGAGCCGAGCCGAGACGAGCCGAGACGAGCCGAAACGAGCCGAGACGAGCCGAGACGAGCCGAGCCGAGCCGAGCCGAGCCGAGCCGAUACAAGCCGGGAGCGCAGCCGAGCCGAGCCGAUACAAGCCGGGAGCGCAGCCGGAGAGAGAGCCGGGAGUGCAGCCGGAGAGAGACGUCGCUUCACGCGUCGGCACAACGAGCGACACAGCCAACGACGUCGCGGCGAAGGGCAGGAGGUGCGACGUUCGUCGGCAGCUAAGGGAAUAGAAAGGUCAGAUAGCCCUACAUUUUCAUCUAAAGAUGUUCUUAAUAUUGUUGAAUCAUUAGUUAACUUAAGAUCUUAACCUAAUCCGACAGCAGUCGCCACAU
Messenger RNA from Pectinophora gossypiella (pink bollworm), 611 nucleotides. Its product is annotated as anti-sigma-I factor RsgI8-like. The record is from RefSeq and is a predicted model, not a curated record. The transcript has 2 exons. Bases 88 to 501 code for a protein of 137 amino acids. Lineage: Eukaryota; Metazoa; Arthropoda; Insecta; Lepidoptera; Gelechiidae.